AUGAAAGAGAGCAAAGCAAGCAAGCAGAAAUCAGAGCUCGCGCAGUACUCCAGCAGCCCGGCUCCUUACCCACCUGAAGAGCAGCAAAGUGAUAAAUCACAGUUAGAAAAAAGCGAUGGAGACUUCUACCUUGAUCAGUACCUAAGUUGGGAUACUCCUCAAGAAGUAAUGGUUGUGAAGUCAGCUCAGAAUAAACUCCCUGCAGCAGCACGGCAGGCAGGUAUCCAACAGUCUGUACUGCUCCAUCUUGCUGUCUUCCAAGUCUUGCCUCUGUCAUUUAUUGGAAUGCUAGAAAUAAACAAAAAGGUAUUUGGUAACAAUGUAACAGACGUUGCUAUUUCUAAUGGAAUCCUGAUUGGAAUGUACAGCAUGGGUUUGGUCAGGCUCUAUAACUUCCAGGCUAUCUCUGAACAGUUCAUGGAGCAGCCAUUUGAUCUGGGAUGUGAAUUCAGUUGGAAUGGUGAAGUGGGAGUUGUGGGAAAGUAUCCAUUUGGUCUUCCAUGUAACAUCAAAAUAACAGAAAUUCUAAAAAGUUCAAGUGAGACAAUUGAGGUGGGAGUAAGUUUCUCCAAAAUCAAAUAA
Molecule: messenger RNA, 582 nt
Organism: Centrocercus urophasianus (Greater sage-grouse)
Lineage: Eukaryota; Metazoa; Chordata; Aves; Galliformes; Phasianidae
Product: DDB1- and CUL4-associated factor 17-like
Exons: 7
Coding region: 1-582 (193 amino acids)
Biological process (GO): protein ubiquitination
Cellular component (GO): Cul4-RING E3 ubiquitin ligase complex
Source: RefSeq, a predicted model, not a curated record